Messenger RNA from Aplosporella prunicola CBS 121167, 3725 nucleotides. RefSeq lists its product as uncharacterized. Gene Ontology annotation, molecular function: ATP hydrolysis activity; ATP binding. Lineage: Eukaryota; Fungi; Ascomycota; Dothideomycetes; Botryosphaeriales; Aplosporellaceae. The transcript has 3 exons. The record is from RefSeq and is a predicted model, not a curated record. The coding region runs from base 212 to 3556 and encodes 1114 amino acids.
GAAAAACUACGCCCAACGCCGCCCUCCUUCUCCUUCUCCCCUUUCUCUUCGCGCUUUUCUUUUCGUUCCCUCUCCUCUCCUCUCCACUCUCCCCUGCGCGGCAUCUUUUCUUCUAUCUUCUUUACGGCGCCCUCUGCUGCGCCUCUAUCUUUGCCGUCUCUUUGGAGCGAAGGCACGAAAAGUCAGCACCCGCUCCCAAGAUACCCGGGCGAUGCCCCACCAAGAACCUCCCCCCAUGGAGCCCGUUGUUGCCAAAACCGCCGACCCUGCCGCCGCUAUCCCGCCUAGCGCCGAGGAGGUCUCCUCGAUUCUGAGCACCAUCUUCACCAGCAAGACGUCGCAGGCCUCGCUAGACGCUGCUUACGCGCUGACUGGCCUGCUUCAAAACUCGGUCGGUUUCAGAGGUCUCCAGGGCUACGGCAUACUCGACGAGGUCAAGAAGGCUGCCACGAACAAAAAAGAUGUCGGGCGAAAGGAGGGCGCAAUGUUUGCCAUCGGUGCUUUGUUCGAGAGGAUGCCUCCCCACCAGCGCUUGACUGAGGUCGUCUUCUUGCUGCAAGAAGAUGGUCUGGUGGCCCUGUGCUUGGAUGCCCUCUCCGACAAAAGCUCGACAAUCAAGGAGUCCGCGCAAUACGCUCUGGAUGCGCUUUUCACCAACCUUAGGGCUGAGUCUCUUGUUGACGGUCUUUUGCCCGCUAUAACCAAAUACCUUUCCAAGAAGUCCGGAAAAUGGCAAGGUUUCGUUGGCGCGUUCGCCCUCAUCACUCGCAUGGCAGACAAAGCGAAGAUUGGCAUGGGCAGUCUGGAAGAAGAAACGGAGAAGGAUGUUCUCCGUGAGGCUUUGGGCAAGAAGCUCGCCAGCCUCAUCCCCAUCGUGGAAGAUGGUAUGCACGACUUGAAGGGCGAAGUUGCCAAACAGGCCGUUAAAGCCAUGAACUCUUUGGCUACUCUCCUUCAAAACGACGACAUUGCCCCCCGGAUGCCUCUGCUCAUCAAGUCCAUGGAGAACCCUUCUACCGAGACUUUGAACAAGGCCAUUCAUGCCUUGUCUCAAACUACGUUUGUGGCUAUCGUCACUUCUCCCGUCCUUGCGGUCGUGACGCCUCUCCUUGAGCGUGCUCUGAACAACCCUUCGACAUCCCAGGAGGUUCUGCGGCAGACCACUGUUGUCGUUGAAAACCUGACCAAGCUUGUGCAUGAUCCAAUCGAGGCGCGCGCUUUCUUGCCCAAGCUUCGACCCGGUGUCCAGGCGGUCAGGGACCGCGCUUCGCUUCCCGAGGUCCGAGAGAUCGCAGACCGUGCACUUGAGGUCAUCAAGAAGGCUAUGGCAGAUGACAUGGACGCCGCUACUAGCGGCGCCAUCUCUCGUGCUGGUCGCGAAGACGUUGCGACGGUCCUUGACAAGGAGAUUGCUACCAACGGAGGCCUCCUCAACUACCCCAAUGACGACCUAGUGUGGCCUUUCGCUCGCAGCCAUAUCGCUGAGAUGGUCGCGGAAGAUGUCAACCAGCGCCAGCUUGAGCGCAUCAUCCGCUCGAUUGAGCCUUACCUGCAGCCUCUUGUCCAGGAAGGUGCUUCUUCGACUAUUGCGGCCAACAUCCGGCAAUACUACGUUGAAGAAGACGAACGCAAGUUCGGAAAGCCCAUCCAAGAUGAUGAUGGCGAAGUUGAGAUUGUUAAUGCCACUUUCUCCUUGGGCUACGGUGGCAUGCUUCUGCUCUCCCACACGAACCUGCGUCUGUUGAAGGGUCACCGUUACGGACUUUGUGGUCGCAAUGGUGCUGGUAAAUCUACUCUCAUGAGAAGUAUUGCGGAAGGCAAGCUGGAGGGCUUUCCUCCUCAGGACGUCGUCAGGACUUGCUUCGUCGAACACAACCAGGGCGAAGAUGCUGAUAUUAGCAUCCUGGAAUAUUGUGUCAAAGACCCCAAGCUCCAAGGAGAGAGCCGUGAGCGUAUCUCUGAGGUUCUCGAAGAGGUUGGUUUCACUUCCGGCCCUGAAGGCCGCCAGGCCCAGAAAGUCGGUUCGCUCUCCGGUGGAUGGAAGAUGAAGCUGGCCCUUGCUCGGGCUAUGUUGAUGCGUGCCGAUGUUCUGCUUCUGGACGAACCUACCAACCACUUGGACGUUGCCAAUAUCAAGUGGCUGCAGGAAUACCUGAGGAAGCAUACUGAGAUUACGAGCUUGAUCGUCUCCCACGACUCCGGUUUCUUGGAUGAGGUCUGCACGGACAUCUACCAUUAUGAGGGCAAGAAGUUGGUUUGCUACAAGGGCAACCUUGCUGCUUUCGUCAAGCAAAAGCCCGAGGCUUCAAGCUAUUACACAUUGUCCACUUCGAAUGUCCAGUUCAAGUUCCCUCCUCCGGGAAUCCUGACGGGCGUCAAGUCCAUGACUCGGGCCAUCCUGCGCAUGUCCAACUGUACCUUCACGUACCCUGGCUCCGCAAAGCCAUCUUUGCACGAUGUGUCUUGCUCGCUUUCUCUCUCCUCCCGCGUGGCCAUCAUUGGUGCCAACGGUGCCGGCAAGUCUACUCUUAUCAAGAUCCUUACUGGAGAGUACAUCCCUCAGGAGGGCAGAGUUGAGAAACACCCCAAUCUCCGUAUCGGAUACAUUAAGCAGCAUGCCCUGGAACACGUGGAGAUGCACACAGAAAAGACCCCCAACCAAUACCUGCAGUGGCGUUACGCCAACGGCGAUGACCGUGAGGUCUUGAUGAAGCAGACGCGUAUCUUGACCGAGGAAGACAAAGCCCAGAUGGAGAAGCCCGUCGAUAUCGGCGAUGGUAGGGGUCCGAAGAGGAUUGAAGCUCUUAUCGGUCGUCAAAAAUACAAGAAGAGCUUCCAAUACGAAGUUAAGUGGGUUGGCCUUCUUCCCAAGUACAACACGAUGAUUUCGCGUGAGACUCUCACCGAAUUGGGUUUCGUCAAGCUCAUCCAGGAGUUCGAUGAUCACGAGGCUUCCCGUGAAGGUUUGGGUUUCCGUCAACUGGAGCCCAAGGUCAUUUCCAAGCACUUCGAGGAUGUUGGUCUGGAUCCAGAGAUUGCAAACCACAACCAGAUCUCUGGUCUCUCUGGUGGGCAGAAGGUCAAGGUUGUGCUGGCCGGUGCUAUGUGGAACAACCCUCACCUUUUGGUGCUUGACGAGCCCACUAACUUCUUGGACCGUGAUUCCAUGGGUGGUUUGGCGGUUGCUAUCCGUGAGUACAAAGGAGGUGUCGUCAUGAUUUCUCACAACGAGGAAUUCGUUGGUGCCCUCUGCCCUGAGCAGUGGCACGUCGCCGAUGGCCGCGUCAUUCAGAAAGGCAACGCGGCUAUCGACAACAGCCGCUUCGAAGACAGCAAGCCUGCCUCGAGUGUCGCAAGCAGUGUUACGAACAGCGCUGCCCCGAGUGCGGCGACUAGCGAGGCGGAAGGUGACAUGAAGUUCAAGGCAAAGAAGAAGAAGAAGAUGACGAGGGCGCAGCAAAAGGAGAGGGAAGUGCGCAGGAGGUUGAGGCAUAUUGAAUGGCUUAACUCUCCGAAGGGCACCCCUCACCCCCCGGACACUGAUGACGACGCUUAGACGGCAUUAAAAGUGCUUUUUUAUUGAUGGCAUUGGCGGAGUUCAUGGCGCGUGUGUUAGACUGGUCUACAAUGAGGUGAUAGAAUUCUAGAGAUGGCCUUUUGAUUAGUAGUGGUGGCACACGGAUUCCGAAUCACGGUAUCUUGAAUAGACUGGCUGUUUUUAUGAG